This is a messenger RNA of Plectropomus leopardus (leopard coralgrouper), 9307 nucleotides long. NCBI's taxonomy places the organism in Eukaryota, Metazoa, Chordata, Actinopteri, Perciformes, Serranidae. The record is from RefSeq and is a predicted model, not a curated record.
GAAAGUAACGGAGCUGCGGUGUGAGCAGCAGCAGCAGAGCAGCUGUGCGCGCUGGAUCAGUCCGUGAACGCAGCGUCGCUUAUUAAAAACUGCUAAAGAACGCGGAGCAUCUGUUCUACGACCCGUCAGCUUAACACAGGAGACAAUAGACAGUGAAAUAUAUGGGGAGAAGAGAGGAGGGAGGAGGUGCUCCUGGCUGCUGUGACCCCCCCUCCUCCUACUCCUCCACCUCCCCCCCUCGCUCCUUCUCCUCCCUCCAUUCCUCCCAGUCUACAGGCUCGUCAAGCGGAGAAAUAAACAGAAGCGAGCGCAGAGAAGAGAAGACAUUCCUCCCUCCCCUCCCCCUCACUAUCUGUCCAUCUUCAUCCAGUCCUUUCUUUCAUGGAGAGGAAUUAUCCCGCUGCAGGCUUCGGAGAUCUAGGGGCUGGGACGGGAUGGAGUUACGACAGAUCGGCCAAAGCAAGCCUCGUGUAUGGGAGCUCCAGGUCAUCCCAUCCAGACUCAGAGCUGCUCCACCGGCAGACCUACGGCACCCCUCACCCCCUCCAGGGCUAUGCAACCAACCACCACCCAGGAAGCUCCAGACAGGGAGGAGCCUGGGGGGCUGCUGGACGCACGCUCGGUCUGUCGGGGCUGUUUGACGCCAGCCUCCAUCAUGCUAGCCCCUCGGGUCCUGACCCUUCCGUCAUGAAUCUGAUUUCGGCUCUUGAAUCGCGGGGUCCACAGCCGCCACCCUCUGCCUCCUCCCUCCUCUCUCAGUUUCGCACUCCCUCUUGGCAGACUGCAAUGCAUACACCGGCCCCAGCGGAGCUCUUUAUUUCAGGAGCACUUCCUGGCUCCAGCUCCUUCCCCUCCUCCUCAGCCCUUUCUGCAUACCAGCAUCCUGGCUCCUUCUCUGGACGAUCUUUCACUCCCUCACUAUCCCUGCAGGACACGCCUACAUUUAGCCCGACCUCCAAUGGUUUGCUAUCCCCUCAUGAUCCCCUACUGCACAUCAAAACACCUUCACAAUCCAGCUUGGGCUUUGAUCGCUUACUGUCUUCCCAGAGUGCCACUUACAGGGGCUCCCAGGAGCCCUCAGCCCCUUCACAGACCCAAGCCCCUCCCACCUCCUCCAGUUGCCACCUGCCCCCUCCCCAGUUCAACCUGUUGUCCUCCCAGCUCCACAACCAGUCCUCCCAGCUCUAUAAUGCCUCCAUGUUCUCUUCCACACCAGCUCUGCUGCCCACAGCCCCACCUCCGCCCCAGCCUCCUCCAGAGAGGGCAGUUUCCCGACAGGACAGUGUGAUCAAGCAUUACCAACGCUCUUCCCCAGCCCAGUCCUCAACACUCCCCCCACAGCAAUAUCCCAGCUGUGGUGGGUCAUCGAGCUACCAGCAGAUAGCCAGCCACCACCGGCAUUCUGGACUGUCCUGCAGCCCCCUGGGGGAGCAGAGCCCAUCCUCUGACCCCAAGCCCUCACCCCGGUUGGAAUCCAAGACAUACCGACCUAUCAUCCAAACUCCCUACACAUCCUCGUCAUCCAGCUCCUCAGCCCCCUCCUUAUCUGGCACUAAGGGAGCCAAGAGUUCCAGUUCCAGUAGUGGUUACUCCUCUUCAGGCUCAGCAUCAUCCUCAUCCCGUACCCCACACACGCCACCAUCAGCCUCUUCCACCUCCUCUUCAUCCUCUUCUAGUUCCAAGACAAGCACUGGCUCCUUGUCUGCUCCCUCUUGUCAGCAGCCCCCACCUCAGUCAGCAACUGCACCACCUCCUCUACCAGUGGUGUCAUCCAACCUUGUUCAACAGCCAGCACCCAAACAAUGCCUCUCCACCUAUGGUUCUCCACCUGUUGCUAAAUCCAGCACAUGCCUCCCAGACCAGACCCCUCCCCAGCAACAUGCUCAGUCCUACUCUCCCAACCAACCUCCAUCUACACACAUGAGCCAGUCUUAUGGAGGCUUUAACUCACCCCAUGCUCAAGACCUGAGCUCUGGAGUUGGGGGUACUGGAGGGAAGGCCUUCACUGGUAUAGGCUCAGGAGGACGCUCGUUUUCUGCAGAGAUAGUCUUUGGGGACUCCAGCUUUGGCUCAACUUCUCUCAGAAGAGCAGGCAGUCCUUCCUUAGGGUAUGGGAGUGCUGGAGGAUCAGCAGUAAGUGGACCUGUAUCAGGAGCUGCUCCUCUUGGCAGUGGAGUUGGAUCUGCAGGAUCCGCCAGCGGACCCUCUAGUGUCGGUAAUGGCGGCACCAGCUCCUACCACAUGCCUGAGUCUAGUCCUUCACCUUCUAUCAAUUCUACCAUCAGUCGCCCUGGAUUGCACUCUCCUGCUUCUGCUCGCCCUGCACAGUCCCCCGGAGGCUCAGGGGCCAACAAAUACUUGUCAUCUAUCCUCUCGCCUUCUUUUAUGCCCUCACCACAAGGUUAUCCUGACACACGGCAAGUGCAGAGCCAGUCCUACCACUCAACACCACCCAAGUCAAAAACAGAGACCAACAUGCUGGGAGUUGAGCGAUCCCAAGAUGAAGAAGAGGAUGAUGAUGAUUUCCUCAUCCACCACUUACUACAUGCCCAGAGUUCAACUCCCCAUCCUUCCCAGCAUCACCCCACUCCUCAGCAACUACCCCAGCCACUCCCACAAGUUAGGGAUGUGGAAGGCAAGGGGGUGACCUAUGACAUUAACAAGAUGUCAGAAGAGCGAUACCACCUUCAGAGUGUCAUUCGCACCAAUAACAUUGCCAGCAGUUCGGGUCCUGGGACAGCAAUUGGUGAUGCAGCCAGCAGCUUGAACAGUCAGUUGGAAUUAUCACAGAAGAAACAGCAACAGGCCAAAUCAGAGUUGUCCAUAUCAAAGUCCACAGCUGGAGGGGUAGGAGGGGUUACUGACUCUCUGUCACACUCCCAUACUACCCACUCGCAUCAACAACAACAUGACUCCAUGGGAUCUGUGGUCCAUUAUGGAAGAGGGGACCCCUACACACAGCAUCAACACUCCCAACAUCCCCAUCACACCUCACAUGUGUCCUCACAGCAACAUUCUCAGCAUCCCCAAAUAUCUCAGCACUCUAGGCACUCUCAACACGCACAGCACUCUCAGCACACUCAGCACAGCCAUCCCCAUUCCCACUCUCACAGCCACCCUCACAUGGAGCUAAAGAAGCCUUCAGAUGCAAAUGACAAUGCCUACUUGUGUAACACACCAGAUGUGCAGCAGGCUCGACAAAGCCAGGUUCCCCUCUCGCUGAUAGAUUCAUCGCCAGACCCUCCCCAGCAAACCCACAUGCUGCAGUCUGUCCUUUCUCAUACCACUCGCACUAAGAUGGAUCCCUCGCAAGCCCCCCCACAGCAGCAGCAGCAACAGCAGCAUCCUUUGAGCCAGCAGGUCAUGAUGGGUUCAGCUGGAGGGGCAGGGCCUGCUGGGGUGGAGUCCCAUCCACAGAACCAGUCCGCACAGAUGCAACUCCAGCUCCAGACCCAGGGUAUGGACACCCACUACAGCCUUGGAGCACCGCCAAGAGAUCAAACUAGAACCAGUCAGAACUCAGUGUCUCCACUAGACAUGCUAGACCAAUCUCUUUCCCGGACAAACAGCAGAGGCAGUGGAGGAGCUCUGGACAGAACAGGGGUUGGGGUUACUGGAGGGGAGGGAGGUGGUGGAGACAGACAUAGACAGCAGCAAAGACUUACACCCCACCACCAUCCCCAACAAACAGCCUCAGAUCUCCACGACUUCCUUUCUGAGCCAGAUUUGGGCUUGUCCACCCCCUCACACCUGCACCACCUCAACCAGCCACAGGCCCAUGCCCACCCCCAUUCCCACCAUCAACAGCAAGUACACACUCACCAUCAGCUGGCACACUCUCAGUUAGCUCACCCACACUCCCACCGGAUGGCAGCAAAUAUGGGAGCCCCCCAACAACAGCAGCAGCCCCAACAAAGAGAACCUGAAACUCUGUCACACUCCCAGUUAGACCAGCUCAAACAGCAUCAGUUUGACACAGUGAGCCCAGUGGGUAAAGUGGGACAGAAUCAAGUCCAGCAGCAACAGCAGCGGUUUGCACCGCUAACAUCGAUCUGCUUUCCUGACUCUCUGUUACACGAUGAAGAUCGCUCUUUCUUUCCUGAGAUGGAUGACAUGUUUUGUCCAGCUGAUUACAAGUCAAGCUGUGCUGAGGACUCUGGGGCAGGACAAGCUGCUCAAGAAAGCCUUACCCAGGGCCAUGGGCAGGGGCAAGAGGGUAUGGAGGCCUUAAAAACAGGAGAGGGCUAUGAUAUGGUUGGUCAUCACAGUGAUCAAGGCUAUGGACAGUAUUGCCACAGCCUUCCAGGAACAGGGAAUGGCAAUCUACACUUAGACCUCGACUCUAUGAAGACGCACGAGCUUCCCUCCACUGUGAAUACUGACCAGCUUGGCCUCAUCCAAUCCCAAACACCCUCGAUGGGGUUGAGUUCAGCCGUUCAAGGAGAUGGCUCAGUCAACAAGAUGAUGGGAGCUGUAGGGGUGGGUGGAAGUCCAAGUACCCCUGGUCUGACCUCACCUAUAUUCUGUUCCUCGAGACCCAAAAAGCUACUGAAGACCAGCUCAUUUCACUUGCUCAAACAGCGGCGUGAGCCGCAACCUCAAACAAAGAAAAACUAUGCGCAAGAGUACGAAUUUGAAGAUGACGAGGAUAAAGCUGAUGUUCCAGCUGAUAUUCGUCUCAACAGUCGACGCCUUCCUGACCUGCUCCCAGACUUGGUGUCUAGUUGUAGGAAGGCUGGUGGGGCAUCAGGAGUAAGUGGGCUCAGUCCCCUGAUGGGUGACAUGGACUUCUGCCACCCCUCCAGCUACCCUUCCCUUGGACACCCUCCACAGCUCCUCCCCCAUGAUGGCCCCAAAAAAAGGGGCCGAAAACCGACUAAACCAAAACGUGAAGGCCCUCCUCGCCCACGAGGUAGACCACGCAUACGUCCUCUUCCAGAGCCUCCUUACUGCAGGGGGCUGAUGGGAUCAGUGGCUGGAGAAAGUAGACGGGGUCGUGGGCGGGGCCGAGGGCGUGGCAGGAGAGAGGAAGCUCUAGUUGAGAUGCAUCAAGAUAUGAACAAAGCACAAAGCCUCCCAUAUCAUCAUCAUCAGCAACAGCAUCGACAGCAGCAAUUCAGCCAACAGCAGCAUCUCCAACAGCAUUCACACGAACUUCACAGACAGCAGGCAGACCACCACCAAGCACCACAACAACAGCAUCACCUGCAUCAUCAGCAACAGCAUGUCCCCUGUCCUCACCAACAACCGCAUACUCAACAGCAGCAACAUCAACAGCAUCAUCAUCAUCAACAACAGCAACCGUCCCAUCAGCAGCAGCCAGAUCCAAUCACACCUAUCAAGAUCAAACUGCCCAUUCCCACCAUGCCUUCAUCAGAAUCCUUGUUGAGGACAGAUUCUCUGUCCAGCACCGAGCCGGUUCUGUCUGAUGGAUCGGUGGGGUCUGCACCAUCUCUGGGUCUGAGUCCAGGACCCAGUGCCGCUAUGGACAUCAACAGGAAUGAGGUGAACCAAGACAAGAUGAUGAAGCAUCAACAGAAAGCUGUAGAGAUGAUGUGGAAGAAAGAAAUGGAUGAUCCACUGAAUCCUGAAACCUGGGCUGCUAUGCAGAAACUCUCCAGUUCAGCUGAUGAGAAAGCUUUCGACUUCAAACCUGGCUUCAUGGCCUCUUUUCUGGACUUUCUGAAGACGGGCAAAAAACAGUCAGGCCUUGAACUUGGACAUGAUGAAGGUGAGCAGGAGUCCCUGAACCCUUGCUCCUCUCUGAAGGGAGGUAUCAGGCCCUUAUCCCCGCCUCCUCCUCCCCUCCCACCAACUCCUCCACAGCAACCUGCAGGAACUUUCAGCGAGGGAGGGCAGGGUGAGGGGGCGGAGCUGGCUCUCAGCGGCUGUCCCAGUCCCUGCAAGCCCCUGGAUGAGGAGCUGAAGAGGAACCUGGAGACGCUGCCCUCCUUCUCCUCUGACGAGGAGGACUCAGUCAGUAAAAACCAGGAUCUGCAGAAGAGCAUCUCGUCUGCCAUCUCUGCCCUCUAUGACACCCCACACUCGCUGGCUGCUGCAAUGGCUUCUGCCAUGAUCAAAGCCCCGCCCACCUUAUCCCCGCCCACACCCCAGGAGCCGGCGUCCAGCCCCCCUCUCCCUGCCAUGCCUCCCCUCAUCCCCAGCAUGGAGGAUGGAAAGGAGGAGGUGCUCACAUACACACAGGAUCACAUACAGGACAAGGAGGAGCAACAGUCAGUCUCUCCUCAGACGAACAGAGAACAAGCAGAGGAGAGGGAGGCAGAGCAGGGAGCAGAGGAGGAGAAGGAGGGAGGUGAGGAGACUGCGGACGAUGAAGAGACAAUAAGAAGUCCAGAGAAUCUGCAGCAGGAAGCACUUGAGGAGCAGGAGGAGCAGGAGGAGGAAGAGGAGGAAGAGGAGGACAGGAUGUCUGAGAUGCAGAUUUUGGAGAUUCCCAAGGUUGAAGAUUCUCCUUCAGGACCUGCGCUUGCUCCUGCACCUCCAUCCCCAUCACCGUCCAUCUCCCCCUCACCUACCUACUCCUCACCCUCGCCCCUCCCUCCCCUGAGUCUCUCCGUCCCCUCGCACCUGCCAGUCCAGCAAGAUGCACAAGAAGAAGAGGAAAAUCCAACUUAUCCUCUGUCUGAGCAGCAGCAGCAUUCCUCCUACCAACCGGCUCCAACUGCAGGCACCUCCCCACCUCCCUCCACCUCCCCUCCAGCCAUCCCAUCCUCACCCCUCUCCAACCUCCCAUUGGGCCAGUCCAUCCCCCCUCCAUCCACCACACCUCCACCAUCAUCCUCUGAUCAAGACCAGGAGCCUGAAGCUGAGCAGGCUUCCCCCUCUUCACCCGCUUCCUCCUCACCCUCUUCAUCAUCAUCCUCUCCCCCGCCAUCACCUCCAACCCCUGAGGAGGCCCCAGCAUCCCAGCGUCUCACCUCCCUCCACCUGGCAAAGAAGCAGGCUGACGCCGCCAUAGCUGGGGAGAGUGAGGAGGAGGACAGUGAGAGCGGAGGAGAGGGAAUCUUCCGUGAACGGGACGAGUUUGUCGUCCGAACGGAGGACAUCGGGAUGCUUAAGAUGGCCCUGCAGACAGGCCGGGAGCCCCCACCCAUCUGGAGGGUGCAGAAAGCUUUGCUCCAGAAAUUCAGCCCCGAGAUCAAAGACGGUCAAAGGCAGUUCUGUGCAACCAGUAAUUAUCUGGGUUACUUUGGUGAUGCCAAAAUGCGCUACCAGCGUUUAUAUGUGAAGUUCUUGGAGAAUGUCAACAAAAAAGAUUAUGUCAGAGUGUGUUCUCGAAAGCCAUGGCACAGAGCCGGACUCACUCUGAGACGACAGUCGCUACCUAAACAGCUGCCCGCCAUUCACAAUCAAACCCCACCUCGAGUGGACAGAGACGACAAGGAGAGACAGAAAGAGAGAGAGCUAAAGGAGCAGAGAGAAAGAGAAAAAGAGCAAAGAGAGAGGGAGCACAGGGAGAAAGUAGAAAAAGAAAAUAAAGAGAGAGAGAGGAGAGAAAAAGAGGAAAGAGAGCAAAAAAAGAAGGAGAAACAGGAGAGGGAGCAGAAGGAGAGAGACAGGAAAGAAAUGGAGAAUAAGGAGAAAGAGAAAAAGGAGAGAGAGGAGCGAGAGAGGAGAGAUGGCACAGUGGAGUUCACAAGGUUGAAGGAGGAGAAGAGAGGAGGAGAGAAGAAGGCGGAGCGGCGGUCCAGAGCCAAGACCUCAAAGGACAAGGCUGAGCCUCCUCCCAAGAAGAGGAAGAAGUGGCUGAAGGAGGUGCCGUCCUCCUCCUCUGAGUCCGACUCCUCGCUGCCCAGUGAGGAUGAAGGACCUGUGCGGGCCGGAGUUAACAGCCGAGCCAUGAGGGAGAUGUUCAGGAGCUAUGUGGAGAUGCUGGUCAGCACAGCACUCGACCCCGACAUGAUCCAAGCUCUGGAGGACACUGAUGAUGAGUUGUACCUCCCCCCCAUGAGGAAAAUCGACAGCCUGCUCAGUGAACAGAAGAAGAAGUUGUUGAGGAGAGUCAACAUGAGUGUUCAGCACCAGGAGGCUCUACACAUAUUCCCCAAAAUGACUGCAGACCCGUUGGAAUCUGGAGCUGUCAGAGUUCACCUCGGUGGGGAGGGUUAUAACCGCAAAACCCUCAACCGGGUCAAGAGGAGUAUUCCUAAGCAGCAGGAUCUGAAGCUGUCGAUUGAAACGUGUCGGAUCUACAGUCUGUAUCACUCCCUGCACCACUACAAGUAUCACACCUUCCUGCACUGCAAGAAGGAGACGGACAGCAUCGAGCAGGCAGCCGAGGACCCCGGCCAGGAGGAGGUGGUGCAGCAGUGCAUGGCUAACCAAGGCUGGCUGGAGAGCCUCUUCAACUCCUUCAUGGAGCUGCUGAGCCUCAGUGGAAAGGCCUGAAGGAGGAGCUGUGUCCUCCACCCGCACACACCCAGCCGCAGUAUUAACCAGUUGGAGGCACCUGGAAUCUGUGAGAAUGAAGAAUCACACUGCAGAAGCUGUGCGGACGCUGCAGGAGUGUGACGGCUUCACUGACAACAGCCGCAGCUGCUCUGUUUGUCGAAGGUUUAACUUUUAAGGUGUUCGUUUUUAUUAUUGAGUCCAUUUUAAAGAAGCUCUUUAUUUCCAUAUUGAAAAAUGGAGGAUAGUGAACCACGUGAAUGUGAUGGAUUUUCCUCAAAAGGGACCACAUGAUAAUUUGGUCAGCACUUCAAAAGAGAUUUUUUUGUCAAGAUCUACAGAAUAUUGACAGACACACACAGGUUGUCUCUACGUACGUAUUGACGACUGCUUUGUAUAAUUUAUACAAGGACAUUUCCAAAAAGGACCAUCCUAAGAUGGGAUAGUUUGCUGUGAUUAUUUUUGAGAAAAGUUUAAAAGGGAUAUACGUAAAAUGGCCCGCCUGCUUCUCUCUGUGUGGGAGGUCAGUCUGGGGUUGAAAGGAGGACUAUGUGAUAGUCUGAGUGGUUUGAGCUGCCUCACACAGGAAGCAGUGAAGACUGAUGGGAAAUGUAUUUAAAACCAAGCUGUGUUUUUCUGUUUGUUCUUCAAAAGACAAUGACAGAGGGGAUUUAAUGCCUGUUAAGACGUGGAAUGAAAAAAAUAAAGCACGACUUUCUUGAAGGAAGUGUGAGGUGAAAUGAUCCAAAAGCUUAAAUGUCAGUGUUUAAUGUUAGUCAUUUUUAUCUGUUUGUUGUUGAUUGAUAUUUCCUAUCAUUUGACCUCUCAGAGGAUAUUCUUGCAGAGCAAUUUUGUUGUUUUGAUGUGUAAAUACUGUACAGCUACUUCAUUCUCUAGU